AUGCGGCUGAAAACUAUACCAAGUCUCCCGGCGCUCCCUCCGACGCGACGACCAACGCUCAUAACCAUCACCUUCUCCCACCACCAGCUCCGACUGCACUCUUCCUCCUCCUCCUCCUCUCCCUCACAGCCGUCCUCCGGAGGCCCGACCCUCCCAGAGCGCUCAGUAUCCUACAUCCCUUCCCCCUCCGCAUCGCCGACGACCUCGACGACGGCAACCCGGGCCCCGCAACCCCCGGCAAGGGCCCUCGACCAGGCGACCUCGCUCUUCCUCCGGCCCCGGCCCAGGUUCCUCUACUCGGCCCCGCGCUUCCUGAACCUGCCGGUCAACACGCGCAUCCCCGAGGUCUGCAUCCUGGGCCGCUCCAACGUCGGCAAGUCGACGCUGCUCAACGCCCUCUCGGGCCUCGAGACGCGCGGCCGCGCGGGCAGGUCGCACGGCUCCAAGCGCAGCCGCGCCGGGCUGGCCGUCACCAGCGCGACGGCGGGCUGCACCAAGACGCUCAACGGGUACGGCUUCGGACCGCCGCUGCCGCUCCUCCCGUCCGGCGCGAACAAUGAUAAGGACGGCGACGGCGACGGCGAGGGCAGCAGCAGCAGCAGCAGCAGCGCGGGGGGCAGGUCCACGCGCUCCCAGCGCCGGACGGCCGCGCACCAGCGGGAGCCGGCGCCGCAGCACAGCCUCGUCGUGAUGGACAUGCCCGGCUACGGCCUGCACUCGCGCGAGGAGUGGGGCGCCGAGAUCGCAAAGUACCUCUCGCGCCGGGCCAUGCUGCGCGGCGCCGUCGUGCUCGUCGACAGCGUGGCCGGCGUCAAGGACGGCGACCGCCUGGCGCUCGAGCUGCUGCGCGACGCGGGCGUGCGCACGGCCGUCGUGCUGACCAAGGCCGACAAGCUCGUCUCAUCCUCCCCACCCUCCUCCUCCUCUUCUUCGUCUUCUCCUCCCUCUUCAUCCGUCGCUACUGCUGCAGGUAGCGGAGCAGAGAAGCAGCAGCAGCAGCAGCAGCAGCAGCGGCAGUCGCCAGAGGCCCUCCUGCGCAAGCGCUGCGUGCAGGUCUGGGACGAGCUGCGGCGCGCGGAGCGCAGGGGCCGCCGCAAGGCCGCCCCCGCGCAGGUCGCCGGCUGGAAGGAGGGCCGCGGCGGGUGGGAGCCCGAGGUCUUCGUCACGGGGGCCGGGGACCCCCGGGCCGGCGGGCUGGGCGUCGCCGGCGCGCGCCUGGCCAUCUGCCGGCUCGCCGGGCUCGUGGAGGGCCAAGGCGCCGAGGCUCAAGUCAGCAGCGCCAAGGCUGCGCCGCUACUGGGCACGGGCAGGGUCGUGCCGUUUGACCAGAUCCAGUGGGCUGCUCCGCCUUCUCGCGGAGAGGAGGAGGAGACGGCGGCGGCGGCGGGAGAGGAGAGCGGUGAUGAGGUCAGGGCUGAUCUUGGCGUGCCGAGGGAAGAGGGCAUCCCCGAGACUACGGCUGACCCGGUGCAACAAGAACCGGCGAGAAGGGGCAGGGUCAGGCCGUGGAAGAGGCCGGCGGAUAUGUUCGACGCCAUCGCCCAACCACAGUCACAGAGCCGCAGGCAAGGAGACCAUAGAGAUGCGUCGUUCUGA
Thyridium curvatum is the source of this 1596-nucleotide messenger RNA. RefSeq lists its product as uncharacterized. Lineage: Eukaryota; Fungi; Ascomycota; Sordariomycetes; Thyridiales; Thyridiaceae. Gene Ontology annotation, cellular component: mitochondrion. Gene Ontology annotation, molecular function: GTP binding. Bases 1 to 1596 code for a protein of 531 amino acids. The transcript has a single exon. The record is from RefSeq and is a predicted model, not a curated record.